Schizophyllum commune H4-8 is the source of this 981-nucleotide messenger RNA. Its product is annotated as Sec20-domain-containing protein. The record is from RefSeq and is a predicted model, not a curated record. Gene Ontology annotation, molecular function: SNAP receptor activity. Gene Ontology annotation, biological process: retrograde vesicle-mediated transport, Golgi to endoplasmic reticulum. The transcript has 4 exons. Gene Ontology annotation, cellular component: endoplasmic reticulum; SNARE complex. The coding region runs from base 1 to 981 and encodes 326 amino acids. Lineage: Eukaryota; Fungi; Basidiomycota; Agaricomycetes; Agaricales; Schizophyllaceae.
AUGGCGCCCAUACCAGCAACUAUUGACGAAGAGACGCAGGAGACUCUUAAGCGCACGCGGAGGCGACAGAUUGACCUAGUCGAGUCCCAGAUUCCUCGGCUCCGUCAAUGUACCGGUCCCCUCGCCGCCCAGCAAGCGCUCGCUGCCGACGUGCGCGAUGACCUGGACACAUUUGCACGCCUACUGGAGUCCCUCUCCCUUAUUGCUGAGGAUAGUCGCUCGCCAAAUCUACGGCGUGAGGUCGAUGACCUCAAUAAAUCCCUCACGCGCCUCCGUCAGGACUUCCGCACCGCCCUCCUCGAAUCAGCACGCAAUGUGAAAGCGCAGGCGCGGGCGAACAGGGAUGAGCUACUACGCUCCUCCGCCGCGUCGCAAGAGAAGGGGGCUGGCGCGAAUGAGAAGAUCACGGAGGACGUACUGAUGCGGGCCAACAACGAUGUGACGGACGCUCUGCGACGUACAGUGGCUGCGAUGCAGAAUGAGUUGGAGCGCUCGGUGCUAAGCACACAAAUGCUUGAGUCCUCCACUGCCUCCCUCAAGGCUACUUCCUCCGCCCACGACACCCUCACAAACGUGAUGGGCACGUCAAAACAGCUACUCGCCGCGCUGGAACGCACCGACUGGCUCGAUCGCCUCCUCAUCCUCUCCGCCAUGUUCUUCUUCUGCAUCGUCGUCCUCUUGAUUGUCAAGGAACGCGUCUUCGACCGCAGCAUGCGCAUUGCCUUUUGGUGGACUCGCUUAAUACCGAACUUCAGCGGCGACGUUGAGCUCCUGGACCAACUGGAGAAGGGAGCUGCACAGGCCACUGCAUCAUUGUCAAGUAUAGUGGCAGAAGUAUCGGAUACCCUGACUGAGGCAGGCUCGACGCUCACGGAGAGUAUGACUUCAUCGACACCGACUACGUCCUUAGUUCAAACAAUAGCCUCGUCACCAACCACCAUCCUCUCGCAAGCGACGGAAGCUAUCCAUAACGAACUCUAA